Messenger RNA from Drosophila subpulchrella, 663 nucleotides. Its product is annotated as serum basic protease inhibitor. The coding region runs from base 341 to 634 and encodes 97 amino acids. The transcript has 2 exons. The record is from RefSeq and is a predicted model, not a curated record. NCBI's taxonomy places the organism in Eukaryota, Metazoa, Arthropoda, Insecta, Diptera, Drosophilidae. Gene Ontology annotation, molecular function: serine-type endopeptidase inhibitor activity.
GGUUCUUCCUAUAUGGGCGCUUCUCUUUGCACACGUUUUCACUUGGCAGAGAGUGCAUUGGAAAAUAUGCAAUAAAAAGAGGAAACGCUGAAAUGAAAACGAAGUUGGCCAAAAACAAAACUCAGGUACGUGACGAACGGAAGAAGAAUCGUCACACAGAGAAAGCUGAGAAAAAUCAGUCAAAAUGCCAGACAAAUUAAAUGAGAACAUUCUGUGCCCGACGUUACUGCAGAUCGCACCGGAAAACUGAAGCUCUAUUGUUGAAAAACGAAAGUUUAACAGGAAGAUUAAGUGUCAUUAAAUUUGUUUAGCUUGUUGCUAUAUUUAUGAAGUAAUCAAAAUGGCCUUGAUUGUGAGGUGGAGGCAACUUUGUCUAGUGUUGUUUUUGAUCGUUGGCCUCUCUUUGGGUCUUCCCAGCUUGGAAAAUCAGACGCACGACCAAAUCGAACAGAUAAUAGCUUGCAGACAGCCCAAGGCACCUGGUUUAUGCAAAGGACGUCAAUUGCGAUAUGCCUACAACAAGAAGACCGGAAAUUGCGAGAGCUUCUACUACACGGGCUGUGCCUCCACUGAGAAUAAUUUCCUGACCUUUGAGGAGUGUCGCAGGGACUGCAUGCAACGCCUGCGCUACUGAAAUCCUCAUUAAACUGUACUUACUAUAUA